AUGAAUCACACGGAGAUUACAGAGUUCGUUCUCUUAGGCCUUUCUGAUGAUCCUGACCUCCAGAUUGUGAUUUUCCUCUUUUUAUUAAUCACGUAUAUAUUAAGUGUCACUGGAAACCUGACUAUCAUCAUUUUGACCUUUGUAGAUUCCCAUCUGCAAACACCAAUGUAUUUCUUCCUCCGGAAUUUUGCUUUCUUGGAAGUCUCAUUUACAAGUGUAUGCAUCCCUAGAUUUCUGGGGUCUAUUGUCACCCGGAACAAGACAAUUUCCUAUAACAACUGUGCUGCUCAACUCUUCUUCUUUAUCUUCAUGGGUGUGUGUGAAUUUUACAUUCUCACUGCCAUGUCCUACGACCGCUAUGUUGCCAUCUGCAAGCCCCUUCACUACACGACCAUCAUGAGCAGGAGACUCUGCACCCUGUUUGUGCUGUGCGCCUGGCUGGGUGGGUUUCUUACUGUUUUCCCACCCCUUAUGCUUUUGCUCCAGCAGGAUUACUGUGCUUCCAAUGUCAUUGAUCACUUUGCAUGUGACUUUUUCCCCCUUUUACAACUGUCUUGCUCAGAUACGUUGUUUUUAGAAGUGAUUGGUUUCUAUGUUGCUCUGGUCACUCUGCUGUUCACCUUGGCGUUGGUGAUUUUAUCUUACAUGUACAUUAUCAGGACUAUUUUAAGGAUUCCAUCUGCCAGCCAGAGGAAAAAAGCCUUCUCCACCUGUUCUUCUCACAUGAUUGUCAUCUCCCUCUCUUAUGGAAGCUGCAUUUUCAUGUACGCCAAUCCCUCCGCAAAAGAAAAGGCAUCACUGACCAAAGGAGUGGCAAUUCUCAAUACCUCUGUUGUCCCCAUGCUAAACCCCUUCAUUUAUACCCUAAGGAACCAGCAAGUAAAACAAGCAUUCAAAGGUGCAGUACACAAAUUAGUGUUUUCUGUAAGCAAAUGA
Peromyscus californicus insignis is the source of this 936-nucleotide messenger RNA. Its product is annotated as olfactory receptor 6C3. The record is from RefSeq and is a predicted model, not a curated record. Lineage: Eukaryota; Metazoa; Chordata; Mammalia; Rodentia; Cricetidae. The transcript has a single exon. Gene Ontology annotation, molecular function: G protein-coupled receptor activity; olfactory receptor activity. The coding region runs from base 1 to 936 and encodes 311 amino acids. Gene Ontology annotation, cellular component: membrane. Gene Ontology annotation, biological process: G protein-coupled receptor signaling pathway.